Messenger RNA from Rhinichthys klamathensis goyatoka, 2517 nucleotides. RefSeq names its product cysteine-serine-rich nuclear protein 1b (gene csrnp1b). Lineage: Eukaryota; Metazoa; Chordata; Actinopteri; Cypriniformes; Leuciscidae. The record is from RefSeq and is a predicted model, not a curated record. Gene Ontology annotation, molecular function: DNA-binding transcription factor activity, RNA polymerase II-specific; sequence-specific DNA binding. Gene Ontology annotation, cellular component: nucleus. The transcript is spliced from 5 exons. Bases 215 to 1915 code for a protein of 566 amino acids. Gene Ontology annotation, biological process: regulation of transcription by RNA polymerase II.
CUGCUCAGCGUCUGCCUCAGACAAGAGGAACAGCUUCAGCUGCUGCUUCAGUACGCCGAGCGCACAAUAGCCACACGAACACAACGGGAUCUAUACACGCUCGAUAAACGCUCGGUCGUGGCACUUGGAUUAUUACCGCUUCAUAUUUUUCUGUAUUGUGGUAUAGCCUACUAAUGCUGAUCGGACACCUUAUUGAUCACCAAACGCUAGCGCCAUGAGCGGGGUUCUCAAGAGGAAGUACGAGGAGGUGGAGGAGGACCCAUGCUACUCUUCCUCCUCCCCUUCCUCUCUCUCCUCCUCCGCCUACUCCGAAUGGGACUCGGAUGGGGAGAGCUGCUACUCCGACACCCUGGAUUCAACCCCCAGCAACCCCAGCUCCCCUGCAACGUCCUUAAACACCACAUCUAUCCUGAAGAAAGCCAAGCGCACACGGCGAGGCAACGUGCAGUUUGACCAGGUCACGGUGUUCUUCUUCCCUCGCUGCCAGGGCUUCACCAGUGUGCCCAGCCGGGGAGGUUGCACCCUUGGCAUGGUGCAGAGACACAGCGCACAGCGCCGCUACACGUUAGCCGAGUUUGCCAUAGCACAGCGCCACCUACGGCGAGAGAAACUCAAAAACCGAAUGAGGGAGGAGAAACUGGAAGCUCUUAAGCUAAAGCUUACCAAAAAUGGUACCCAAGUGUCCGAAGAGGCUGAAAGGUUGACUGUCGAUGACAUCCCCGAAGAUGAAAUCGACCUCAGUGGAGUGAAUUUGGAUGAUGGCUCCUUCCUGCAUCCUUACCCAUCUAAGAGAAGGCAUGCCAUCCUCAAAGCCGCCGGCAUGAAAAAAAUCGAUAAAGAGGAGAAGCGUCAACUGCAUGAGCUGCGUACAUCGAGAGAAGACUGCGGAUGCGACUGCCAGGGCUUCUGCGAGCCGGAGAGCUGCAGCUGUAGUUUGGCUGGGAUCAAAUGUCAGAUGGACCACUCGUCCUUUCCAUGCGGCUGCACUAAAGACGGCUGUGGAAACACGCAGGGCCGCAUCGAGUUCAACUCCAGCCGAGUUCAGACCCACUACAUCCACACCAUCAUGAAACUGGAGCUUGAGAAGCGUUUGGAGGAGCACACGCCAGAGAGCGAGUCGCCUGAGAAUCAGCCAGACUGCAGUUCCCCGAGCCGUCCAGCAGAGAGCAGCACCACGCCAGAGACGCCCACAUUUCACUUCAGCUCGGAGCUAGUGGCUGCGGGAGAGAACAGCUGCAGCAGCGACAUGACCGAUUCAUCUAGCUCUUCAGGCCAGAGCUACGACUCCGAAUCCGCCGGGAACGCUCAGAGCGAGCAGUCGCCUCUAGACGUCGACGAAAAUGGACUUACGAGAAUCCUAAGCUUUAGUGACGCGGACAAUGAGGACUGUUCUGUCAGGGAGUGUAACAACAACUGCGACUACCAGCAGAAAAAGAGCGAGGCGAUGGGCUACGGCAUCUUCAGCGCGGCGGACGACAAGCUCGGCACGUCACAGACGGACAACAGCCGCACGGCCAUGUCUGAGCUCUUAGACGAGAAUGCAAAUCAAGGUAUCGCUCUGUUCCACAAUGGCUCUGUCCCUCACACGCCCUCACCAUCCAUCGAUCACUCCGCCAGCUACAUGGACCUGAGCCUGUCAUCCGAGUCGGACCUGGAGUUCUUCGACGGCUUUCCUUGUCUGGGACCGAGCUCGCUGUACAACUCCCUGAAGGAGUACGAGCACAUGGACAACUUCUUUCAGUUCCAGUUGCCUACUUACCCUAGCCUUCCGCAGGCGGCCGACCCGGGAACUUGUCUCCUGGAGUCUCUGAUCGGCUUGUCAGAUUCUGUCCCAGAACCUCCGGCCACCUUCACGGACAAUCAAAUGCUAGAAGACGCCAUGAAGCUGUCAGUGAUGGAGUCUGUAAAAGUCUAAUGGGGGCUCUUGUAUGAUCACUGUACAAAUUAACUAUGGGAUUGUAAAUGAAUGCCAUUUUGUUUUUUUAUUUUAUUUUAUGAAUGGAGACCCUCCAUCCCAGGAUAUCAAUAUUUGCAUUAUCUGCCUUUAUGAUGUUAGCGAAGCAUUAAGUUAUUGUAACAAUCUUUAUUAUCAUUAUUGCCAUCGCAGUGGCAGCUAACAUUUCAGUUCAAAAACAAGUCUGGCCGACUGAUUUUUGAAUACUUGUACAUAUGGCCAGGAAGGUGAAGAACUUCUCACCCACAUUGGUGGUAUUAUCAUCAACAUUUACCAUUAUUAUUAUUAUUAUUAUUGCUAAGGUUAUUUAUAUGAAUUGAGAAGGGGCACCAAUGGGAGUCAUAAUGCUGAUUAUGUAUCUCAGGGACUUUUUCUAGCUUUCAGAAGCAAUGCAUUUUGACCAUCGCUGUUGUUAUUUGGCGUUUUUCGGAGAAUUUCCACCUAAACAAACAGCAUUUAAAUGGCCUCUUUUGGAGGGCCUUCUGUCUCGGUCGCUUUUUCGACUUGAGAUGGUGGUCUGUACCUUUGUUUGCAAAGCUAGAGGAAGGACUCCUGUUCCACAA